Messenger RNA from Orycteropus afer afer, 3525 nucleotides. It is a transcript of the gene MAGEL2, whose product is annotated as MAGE family member L2. NCBI's taxonomy places the organism in Eukaryota, Metazoa, Chordata, Mammalia, Tubulidentata, Orycteropodidae. Gene Ontology annotation, cellular component: nucleus. Bases 1 to 3525 code for a protein of 1174 amino acids. The transcript has a single exon. The record is from RefSeq and is a predicted model, not a curated record. Gene Ontology annotation, biological process: negative regulation of transcription by RNA polymerase II.
AUGUCGCAGCUAAGUAAGAAUCUGGGUGAUUCGAGUCCUCCUGCCGAGGCACCGAAGCCGCCCGUCUAUAGCCGCCCUACGGUUCUGAUGCGGGCCCCGCCCGCCUCCUCCCGGGCCCCACCAGUCCCUUGGGAUCCACCUCCAAUUGACUUGCAGGCUUCAUUGGCCAUUUGGCAGGCACCUCAGCCUGUCUGGGAGGCCCCGCAGGGCCAGCCACCAGCCCCAGUGGUUCCGAUGGCCCAACCUCCGGCCCUAGGGACCCCGAUGGUCCAGCCUCCCCCUCUGGGAGGCCCAAUGGGCAAGCCUCCGACUCCUGGAGUCUUGAUGGUCCAUCCUCCACCCCCUCCGGGAGCCCCGAUGGCCCAACCUCCAGCUCCAGGAGUCCUUAUGGUCCAUCAUUCAGCUCCGGGAACCCCCAUGGCCCAUCCACCCCCUCCUGGGACACCUAUGUCCCACCCUCCCCCUCCGGGAACACCAAUGGCCCACCCACCCCCUCCGGGAACACCAAUGGCCCACCCACCCCCUCCGGGAACCCCGAUGGUUCACCCUCCCCCUCCGGGAACCCCGAUGGCCCAUCCUCCCCCUCCGGGAACUCCAAUGGCCCAUCCUCCCCCUCCGGGGACACCAAUGGCUCACCCUCCCCCGCCGGGGACACCAAUGGCCCAUCCUCCCCCUCCGGGGACCCCGAUGGCCCAGCCUCCAGCUCCAGGAGUCCUCAUGGCCCAGCCUCUGACUCCAGGAGUCCUGAUGGUCCAGCCUCCAGCUCCAGGAGCUCCAAUGGCCCAGCCUCCACCUCCGGGAGCCUUGAUGACCCAGCCUCCACCUCCAGUAGCCCCGAUGGCUAAGCCUCCAGGUCCUGGCGUCCUGAUGAUCCAUCCUCCAGGUUCCAGAGCUCCAAUCACUCAGCCUCCAGUUUCAGGAGCUCCGAUGCCGCAGCCUGCGGCCACACCUGCGCAGCCUCUGGCUUCUUGGGCCCCACAGGCUCAGCCUCUGAUCCUGCAAAUCCAGUCUCAGGUUAUAAGGGCUCCUCCGCAGGUUCCCCAGGGCCCGCAGGCUCCACAGGCUCAGCUGGUCACGCCCCCGGCCUGGCAGGCCACCUCGCCAGGAUGGCAGGCCCCUCCACAAGGCUGGCAGGCCACACCCCUGACCUGGCAGACCACACAGGUCACCUGGCAGGCUCCAGCUAUCGCCUGGCAGGCUCCUCCGCCGGUGCGCCAGGGCCCGCCGCCCAUCCGACCUGGCCCGCCACCCAUCCGGCCUGGCCCCCCGCCGGUGCGCCAGGCCCCACCCCCGAUUCGCCAGGCUCCACCGCUGAUCCGCCAGGGGCCACCGCCCAUUCGGCCAGCCCCUCAGGUCCUGGCGACCCCACCGCCUCUCUGGCAGUCCCUACCGCCCCCUCCACCUCUGAGGCAGGCCCCACAGACCCGACUGCCGGCCCCGCAGGUGCAGGCGGCCCCGCAGGUACAGGCGGCCCCACCGCCUGCGCAGGUGCCCUCAGUGCCACCUGCUGUUCCGCAGGCUCCACAGGCCCAGCCUUUGGCACCGCAGGUGGCUCAUUGCCCUCCCAUCAUCUGGCAGGCCCCCAAGGGCCAAGCCCCAGUGCCACAAGAGUUGCCAACAUCUAUGGAGUUCCAGGAGACACAGCAGGGCCAGGCGCUGGCCUGGCAGGCCCCGAAGGCCCCUGCUCACUUUUGGCAGCCCCUGCCUGCCCAGGAGGCCCAGAGACAGGGCCCCCCACUGCUCCAGCUGGAGCCGCCCUUUCAGGGGGCCCCACCCUCCCAGAAGGCCCUUCAAAUCCAGCUACCCACCCAGCAGGCCCAGGCCUCGGGUCCGCAAGCAGAGAUGCCUCCACUGCAGCUCCAGCCCUCCUGGCCGACCCAGCCUGGAGCCAUGCAGGGGCAGCCCUCAUCCUCCUUAGCGGCAGCAAAUUUUCACAUGGGCUCCGCUAAAUCACUGAUGACUCCCCCAUCUGGAGAAUCCAGGGCCUCUUCAGUAGACAAUAGGACCUCUUCCAAGGAACGCAGGACCUCUUCAAAGGAACGCAAGGCUCCUUCAAAGGACCGCAUGAUCUUCGCUGCCACUUUUUGUGCCCCGAGGGCAGUUUCAACUGCCCGGGCACACCUGCCAACUGCCUGGAAAAACUUGCCUGCUACAUCAGAGACCUUUACUGCCAAUUCCAAGGUCUUUCCAGCUACCUCCCAGGUUCACCUUGCCUCUUCUAUUGCCUUUAAAGGCCCAUCUGCCACCUCAGAGACCCCGAAGUCACUGCCACUUGCUCUGCAGGAUCCAUUUGCCUGUGCAGAAGCCCUGCCUGCUGUUUCUUGGGCUCCUCAGCCCAACUCUAAUGCUUCAAAAACAUUGAAGGGAGCACCCACCUUCCUGAUGGCCUUGGCAUCUGCCCCCCAGGCAACAGCCACCAAUGAUAGGGCCUCUAAGAUCUCCCAACAGCGCCGCUCAGGCAAAGUCGCCCGGAAGAAGAAGCAUCUGAAUGUUCAAGAAGACAGCAGUGGCCAUAUGUUGGCCUUGCAUGACUGGCAGGCCCCACGGCCUUGGGACAAUCUGAACUUGAGUGACUGGGAGGGCCAAAGCACCUCUCAAGGUCUGAGUGGCUGGGAAGGCCCUAGUACCUCCCGAAUCCUGAGUGGCUGGGAAGGGCCCAGCACCUCCUGGGCUCUGAGUGCCUGGGAAUGCCGAAGCACCUCGAGGGUCCUGAAUCUCUGGGAAAGUUCAGGGACUCCUGAACCUGUGAUCUUUUCUGAGGUCCCAAGUCUUUCUCAAGGGCUCACUGCUACCCAGGAUGAGCCCAAGUUGGAGACUCGGCCAUUGUCUCCCUUGGAUGAGAGAGCAAAUGCUUUGGUGCAGUUCCUCUUGGUCAAGGACCAAGCUAAGGUGCCCAUCAAGCGCUCAGAGAUGGUGAGAGUUGUCAUCCGUGAAUAUAAAGAUGAGUGCUUGGAUAUCAUCAACCGAGCCAACCAUAAGCUAGAGUGUGCUUUUGGAUAUCAAUUGAAGGAAAUUGAUCCAAAAAACCACUCUUAUAUUAUCAUCAACAAGCUGGGUCGUCAUAAAUAUGAACCAGUGGCGUCAUAUUUAGACACGCCCAAGAUUGGCCUCCUGAUGGUUGUCCUGAGUCUCAUUUUUAUGAGAGGCAAUUGUGUCAGGGAGCACCUUAUCUUUGACUUUGUGUCCAAGUUAGGGUUGGAUAUCCAGGAGACACAUGGUCUCUUUGGAAAUACAAAGAAGCUUAUCACUGAGGUGUUUGUCAGGCAGAUGUACUUAGAGUAUAGGCGAAUUCCCCACACUGACCCAGCAGAAUAUGAGUUCCUCUGGGGCCCUCGUGCAUUCCUUGAAACCAGCAAGAUGCUUGUCCUGAGGUUUGUGGCCAGGCUUCAUAAGAGAGAUCCACGAUGUUGGCCAUUCCAUUACCUGGAAGCGCUGGCCGAAUGUGAAUCUGAAGAUUUGGAAGAUGAUGAUGCUGGAGCUGGUGAUAAUGCUGGUGGGUCCACCAGCAGUUCCCCUCCCCACUAG